Messenger RNA from Durusdinium trenchii, 1170 nucleotides. The record is from the annotation of a GenBank genome assembly. NCBI's taxonomy places the organism in Eukaryota, Dinophyceae, Suessiales, Symbiodiniaceae.
AUGCUUUUUUCAUAUCCUGCAUCGGCUGCAUCGGCCGCUUGCAUUUCCUCCAAUUGGGUUUUCACCAUCUCAGGAGCUCGAAUUCCUGGCACAGCACCAGGGGGUCAGUCUGUCACGCGAGCCGCCCUGCGCUGGUCAGUCCUGUGUUCGCCGUGGCCCGGCUCGGCCUCCGUGGCCGACCGGCACCGGUUGGGGCCGACCGGCACAGCGCAGGUUCCGUGCGAAGUGGUGCCGGGCAUCACCAGCGCCCUGGGCGCGGCGGCCAGUUGCCAGGUGCCCUUGACCCAUCGCGGCUUCAGCACGAAUCACGUGCACCUCUGCGUGGGGCAGAGCAAGGCUAAGACCCUUCCGGACAUGGACUGGUCUGAGAUGGCGAAGCGGGCCAUGAAGCAGACGGCGGUCUUCUACAUGGGCUUGAAGCUACUGGACCAGAUUUCGACCACCUUGAGGGCAGAUGGCAUGAUGGAGGCGCCCUGCGCGCGCCACAUGGCGCGCGAAGAGCAUCGCUGCAUCAUUUGCAUGGCCUCAGAUGGCUGGCAAUAUGUGGCGCUGCAUCUGGACGCUGGGUCGACUGAGACAGUCUAUUUGGAUCUCUUCUCCUUGGAGCUUUUGGAGGAGACCGCCUGGCGCCCCCGGGCAGUGCCCUACAGCGAGAUCUUGGCCUCGCACACGGCCUGUGGUAGCUGCUGGGCGGAGUGGGCGAAGCGCCAGGUGGCGCGCGGAAAGUGGCCCAGCUGCCCCAUGUGUCAGCGGCGUGUGGAGGUGGAAGAAAGCUAUGCAGAGGCCAAGUGCAAGGAGUGCCUUGAGGUGGUCUUGAAGAGAGUGAAGUUGACGAAGAGCGUUUCAAGGCCCAAGUGCCAAUGGUUUAAGGUGUUUUGCGGCCUUUUCGUGGUCUUUUCCCUGUGGAAUCUCUACUGGGUGACCCUCCAAGUGGCGUUAACCUUGAGCUCACCCGGUUGGGUCAAGGAGCUCCCCCCUGCGCUCCGCCUAGUACUUUGCAAUGACGAAGUCAAAGCGGUUUUAGAUCUCUUUACAGAGGAUCCAGUGCUGAAGCUUUCGACCUCCUUUCUCAAUGACAUCAUCGUGGAAGGAUGCAAGCAGCGGCCCUGGUGGUCGCCCGAGCCGAGAAAGGCGCUUUCAGCAGCGGAGAAGCCGCGCGAAGAGCUCUGA